Aspergillus chevalieri is the source of this 921-nucleotide messenger RNA. Its product is annotated as glycoside hydrolase family 43 protein. The record is from RefSeq and is a predicted model, not a curated record. Bases 1 to 921 code for a protein of 306 amino acids. NCBI's taxonomy places the organism in Eukaryota, Fungi, Ascomycota, Eurotiomycetes, Eurotiales, Aspergillaceae. The transcript has 2 exons. Gene Ontology annotation, molecular function: hydrolase activity, hydrolyzing O-glycosyl compounds. Gene Ontology annotation, biological process: carbohydrate metabolic process.
AUGUCUAUUAGGGGUAUUAGUCUUCUCGCGGCUUCUGCACUGUCGGUCUUCGCGGCUCCGGUCCGCGUGCUGAAUACGGAUUUCCCCGAUCCAAGCCUGAUUAAGACCGAUGAUGGCUGGUACUCGUUUGCUACGGCUGGAAACGGGGUGCAUGUUCAAGUGGCUACUUCGUCGGAUUUCAAGACCUGGGAGCUGCUAAAGGGUCACGAUGCUAUUCCUGGUCCAUUCCCGGACUGGACUAAGAAAGAUGGUCCGGAGGUUUGGGCGCCUGAUGUGAUCAAGAGGGACGACGGCAAAUUCGUCAUGUACUUCUCCGCCCUAACCAGCAAGGACACCUCCGCGCACUGCAUCGGCACCGCAACCGCCACCUCCAUCAAAGGCCCCUACACCCCCAACGAUACCCCCCUCGUCUGCCCGCUCGACCAAAACGGCGCCAUCGACGCCGUCGGCUUCCAAGAUGACGACGGCACGCGCUACGUGAUCUACAAAACCGAAGACGCAGACACAACAAUCCACCUGCAGCCCAUGAAAUCAGACGGCAUCACUCCCAACGGCAACACAACAACCCUUCUGAAAAAAGAGCCCGAGGACGGCAUCCUCAUUGAAGCACCGAGUCUGGUUAAGAAGGACGGCACGUAUUACCUCACCUUCUCGUCGCACCGGUUCGACACCGCGAAGUAUGAUGCGAAAUACGCGACUGCGAAGAAUGUCGCGGGGCCGUAUACGAGACAGGGACAGAUUCUGAAGACGGGCGAUAAGACGAAUAACGGGACUGUGACGAGUCCCGGUGGUGCCGAUUUCUCAGAGGAUGGGAAGAAGAUUGUAUUCCAUGCUCAUCGGAAUGGGAAGGACGUUAGUCAGGGGCGGGCGAUGUAUAGGGCCGAUAUUAGUUUGUCGGAUGGGAAGAUUACUAUCAAUUAG